GUGCGCUGCGCAGGCGCGGUGCGAGCCGGCACCGGCGCCCGGCGGGUCGCGGAGGGAGAUUGCCUUGGUCCUGCACCCGUCCGUCCUGCUGCAAUGAGUGGCAAGUCCCUGCUCUUAAAGGUCAUUCUCCUUGGGGAUGGUGGAGUUGGGAAGAGUUCCCUCAUGAACCGGUACGUCACCAACAAGUUUGACUCGCAGGCCUUCCACACCAUUGGGGUGGAGUUCCUAAACCGGGACCUGGAGGUGGACGGACGCUUUGUGACCCUCCAGAUUUGGGACACUGCGGGACAGGAGAGAUUCAAGAGCCUGCGAACCCCCUUUUACAGGGGAGCAGACUGCUGCCUGCUGACCUUCAGUGUGGAUGACAGGCAGAGCUUUGAGAACCUCAGUAACUGGCAGAAGGAGUUUAUCUAUUAUGCUGAUGUGAAGGACCCUGAACACUUUCCAUUCGUAGUCCUGGGCAACAAGAUAGACAAACUUGAGAGACAAGUGAGCACAGAGGAGGCCCAGGCCUGGUGCAUGGAGAAUGGUAACUAUCCAUACCUGGAGACUAGUGCCAAGGAUGACACCAACGUGGCAGUGGCCUUUGAGGAGGCUGUGCGACAAGUGCUGGCAGUGGAGGAGCAGCUGGAGCACUGCAUGCUGGGCCACACCAUUGACCUGCACUCCAGCUCCAAAUCAGGCUCUUCCUGUUGUUAGGAGCGGCUGCUGUUUUGGGAGCAUCGCUUGAGCCAGCGGCUGGAUGGGAACAAGCAUGGGCAGCUCUGGGGCACUCUGAGGAGCGUGGCCACAAGGACAAUAGGUGGUUUGCUCACUGGGGAGCUGCAGCCUUACCAUCCGAGUUCUGGCUGGAGUUUUUGGGCACAGAGCAUGUAUCUGCAGGAGGGAGCUGUUAAAGAGCACGUGAAUGUAGUCCUGCUUCCAUCUCUGCCUGUCGUAGCAGGUUUAAAGGACUGGGUUAAAGUCCUUUAAAUUCAUUAAAGACAAUAGUGAUCUGAUCUGUACCAAGAACUGCCUGCAGAACACAGCUGAGAGCACCCUAGACAGUCUGUGAAGUAUUUUAGCCCUGAACUCAAAUACUAGACCCACUAAACACAUGACCUUACUGCCAAAGGAACGUCUGCUCAGCAUACUGAAUGAAGCCUGCUGUAGAGACUGUAGCCCAUGUAACUGUGAGAAUGCCAAAUACCAGAGUGGCUGAGAUGAGUGUAUCUGUUGUCUGGGAUAAGUGCAUUUUGUCCUGAGACUGACUUGUGUUGGGAAUUGUUAUAGCUCUGAUGUGAAGCAACACAUGAAGGAGGGAUGGACCUGUGUUCGAAUGUGGCAGCAUUGCUUCUUUGUAGCUGCCUAUUCCUGAUCUGUUUUUUCCACACCUCUAACUCUGUCUUGUGUGAAUGUUACCUUGUGGAGAGACUGCUUCUUGUUUAAUAUACGUUUCCUUGUCUCUUGUGGAGGCCUAACACUGGAUCUUGCUUUUCAUACCUUGAAGCCCUGGAUGAAAAAUACUGAUGUGGACAUUGCUGGGUCAUGUCAGAGGGUUUAGAGUUACUCAGGAGUUCAGGAGAUCUGGAGCGUGAAACUUCAGCUGUUUUCUGUCACAAGUAAUCACUGUGCCUGGAUGUUAUACCCUAGCACAGCGGAUGGAGGUGGGCUAUCUCUGGGGUGUGCAGGUAGCUGAGGGAGUCAUGCGUGGUCAGCUGCUAAACCCACUCUGUGUCCAGGGCUGGUGACCACUGUACUUUGUUAGCUGGUGGGUCAGCAUCUGCAGCUGCUUUAGCACCGAUGUUCCCGUCUGGGUGCUGCAACUUAGAACUGUUCACUGUGUUACCUGUUGUCAGGUGCAGUGCUACUGAGCACAGUGAACACAUAGCCUUGUCCUGGCCCUUACUCCGUACCCAGGGAAUCCAGUAUGUUUUAUCUGUAAUUCAUAUAACAGACCUUAUUUGUAGAGGAUGUCCACUUGGUUAACUGGCCUUUGUUAGUGGCCACUGCACCAGUUCCACCUCUGUUUAAGGUGUCUGGAAAGUGGUAUGGGGGGGAAGGAACCUUCUAGAAAAGGACAUCAGGCUUCACUGAUCCUGAUUCCUGCCCCCUACUAGGUGUUAGUCCCAAGCUAUCUGUGUAGCAAAGAGAUGAAUGCUUGCUGACUGCUGUCUUUACCAUUAAAACCUCAUGUCUUGCAACCUCCCAUGCAAGCAUUUGUCCAAAACUAUGACUUUGCCCACAAGCACAUAAGAGCCUGCCACAGGGAGAGCUUCCCUGACUCCAUAUUCUCUAGCUGCUGAGUGUAAUUCCCACUGUGAUGAGCUACUGGAUGGUAAAUUCUGUAGCUCUAAUUGAGCAGCAUCACCGAUGCUGUGCUUUAGAGCCCGGCACUGCCCUCCUGCUGCCUGGUGGCAGCUAAUCCCCGUGACUGAGCAUGCAGGCAUCCUCCUCCGGGGGAACUCGGGGUGAUCCUGCCCUUCUCUGGAGGGUAGCCAUCUGUGGAAGGGACUGAAUCUUUAAUGCAAAGUGCUUUGGAAGGAUCUGAUUUCUUUAUAGGCUGAACACUCACAUUCACAGGAAUAGAUAGGGAGUGCUUACAGUCUCUGGGAAACAGGUCCCUGGAGGUAUAAGAGAAGGCUCUGCCUCUGUAGGUGCAACAGAUUUUUACAGGAUACUAAGGUUGUUGUUACUAUUUACUUACCAAUGUGUGACCUUGCCAGGCCUCUAGAUUUCUUCAGUUUAACACUGCCUCACAUUUCCUUCGAGAUCCCGCACUCUGUAACCUGUGGUUCUGAUUUACAUCUCGGAACAGACACGUUCCCCCAGAGCUGGUUGUGUGGGGUCCAGGGCUGGGACAGGCUCAGGCCCUGCCAGAGGGGCCACUGAGGGAGCUCCCUGCAGGUGAAACUGCUGCUUCCAAGGGAUCUGUGUGAGACCUCUUGUAGAAGAGGGCACAGAUUGAACCUGAGUUGAGGCAAUCCCAACACAGCUACAGGUGGGCACAGAAGAGAUUCAGAGCAGCCCUGAGGAGAAGGACCUGGGGGUGUUGGUUGAUGAGAAACAACAUGAGCUGGAUGCAGUAAGCUCUGGCAGCUCAGAAACCAACCUUAUCCUGGGUCACAUCAAAAGUAGCUUGACCAGCAGG
Melopsittacus undulatus (budgerigar) is the source of this 3130-nucleotide messenger RNA. RefSeq names its product RAB9B, member RAS oncogene family (gene RAB9B). NCBI's taxonomy places the organism in Eukaryota, Metazoa, Chordata, Aves, Psittaciformes, Psittaculidae. The record is from RefSeq and is a predicted model, not a curated record. Gene Ontology annotation, molecular function: GTPase activity; GTP binding. Gene Ontology annotation, biological process: Rab protein signal transduction; retrograde transport, endosome to Golgi. The transcript is spliced from 2 exons. Gene Ontology annotation, cellular component: lysosome; phagocytic vesicle; late endosome. The coding region runs from base 94 to 699 and encodes 201 amino acids.